Molecule: messenger RNA, 659 nt
Organism: Triticum aestivum (bread wheat)
Lineage: Eukaryota; Viridiplantae; Streptophyta; Magnoliopsida; Poales; Poaceae
Exons: 2
Coding region: 128-628 (166 amino acids)
Source: RefSeq, a predicted model, not a curated record
CGAGUUCAGUCAGUGAGUUGGUACGUCGUUGUCGGUAGUUGUUGUCGUUGGAAAGUACUCGGCGUCGUCGGGACCGUACCAACACACGAUCGAACGAAACAGUGUAGCGGGCAACCGGGCUUUCUAGAUGCAGCCCAGAAAUCUUCUCUCUGCGGCGAUGGUUGCUAGCAAUUUCAGCCAGACCCAGCAGCAAAUCGAUAAGCAGCCCACGUUCGUUGAGCUGGUGCGUGGCACUGACCGGUGUAAGCUGGCUGAUAUGCACAAGGAAAAAGUUAAGGCACUCUUGAUUUGCGAUCCUAAGAGGAAAGCUCUUGUCCCCAGCCGCUUCUGCAGCUUCCACCUAGCCAGCUUCGACCAUGAUGAAGAGACAAAAGUUCCACUUGGGCCACCAUAUGAAUCUGAUGCGGCUGAUAUGGCGGGUUCAUCCAUCAAUGUCACCUCCUUGAGGUUUGUUAAAGCUGGCCCUGAGCACACAUACCAAGUCGAGGUUUAUGGCAGAGUUAUUGCCAGGGAGGAGGACAUGAGGUUGAUUACAAAUGUGUCUUUCUGUUCGAUCGUGAAAGGAAGGAUGCCCAGUUCAUCAAUUCAGAGGUAUAUAUUUGUUCCUUCCUUCAUUCUUAUACAGUAGUACAAUUUUAAAGGCUGGAAGGACUCGAACG